CACAAUCCGUUUGGAUGGGUGUGUAUACAGGUGUGUAUGUGUGGGCAUCCGUAUUGUGCACUGACUCAUCCACUCUCAUCACACAGACCCUCUUCCAGAGAGACCAGUCUCGCCGUCCGUGUUCAUUCUGAAGAAACAUGGACAAAUUCUUUUGCCGACACUUCCGGCAGAAAGCACGCAAGGGGAGCGGGCGACGCCGCUCGAGCGUGGCGGUCCCCGCAGGUAAAGUGCGGCGCCGCUCCAGCGCCGGCCUCCCCUCUGCAGGCCUCGCACACAGACGCCGGUCCAGCGUUCAGCUGCAGGUGAACGCCGCGCUCCGGAGAAACAACGCCAUCCUGAGCAGGCACGGGAACAUCCACGCUCAGCUGCUCGGCCCGUCACUUUUGCUCGCGAGCGUCAUCCAAAUGAGCGAAAAAGAGGCAGAGAGAAGAGCGUCCUGUUCUUCAGAUUUACAGAGCGACGGCAGCUGGGAGGACCCCGAAGAAUCGACCGUGGAUCCGGACAGACUGGCGUUUUGGUUGACUCAGGGAUUAUCGACAGGGAAGCGCAUUCACAGACGACCGCUGCUCCGUGCGCCACGCUGUUUGAGGCGAAAUUCCACUCACCUGCUACCGGCUGAGGCUGUGCAUCAUGGAUUCGGGUACUACGGGCUAUAUGGUCACUAUCGCAGAAACAGCCAGGCGUAUAGAAUAACCAAUAUGACUCAGGAAGAAAGAAGAAGCUCUAGGGCAGCUUGUGCUUACAGGAGACACUCACACUGGUGUCAGGGAACGUAUUACGACCCGGAGACAGACACGUGGAGCGACUUCAUCUCGAAGGCCAUAGCCAAGUCCGGGCUCCAGCAUCUAUCAUCUCAGCCCAGCAGUUCAGUGGUGGCCAAGUAUGACCCAGACCGAGAAAUAUGCAGCACAGUGGACUGGAGUGAGUCGGCGCUAUAUGGUGAGCACAUCUGGUUCGAGACCAGCGUAUCCGGAGACUUCUGUUACGUCGGAGAACAGCACUGCUACGCAAAGACAGUGCAAAAAUCCAUCGCUCGAAAGAAGUGCGCUGCAUGCAAGAUCGUCGUCCACACCGUCUGUAUAGAGCAGCUGGAGAAGCUGUCUCACAGGGAAGCUUCACCGCUGGGUGGGUGGCUCGAUGAGGCGCCACACAAAGAUUCAGCUUUCAGAAUCAAUUUCAGGUGUAAACCAUCGUUCAGGGAAUCAGGCUCCCGGAACAUUCGCGAGCCUAGCAUAGUGCGACAUCACUGGGUCCAUCGACGACGACAAGAGGGGAAGUGCAAACAGUGUGGAAAGGGAUUUCAGCAGAAGUUUGCAUUUCACAGCAAAGAUAUUGUGGCUAUCAGUUGUUCUUGGUGUAAGCAAGCAUAUCACAAUAAGGUGACGUGCUUCAUGCUACAGCAGAUAGAAGAGCCCUGUUUGUUAGGGGCUCACGCCGCCGCUAUAGUCCCUCCAACGUGGAUCAUACGAGUCCGCAGACCUCAGUCCUCGCUAAAGUCAAGCAAAAAGAAGAAACGGACGUCAUUUAAACGCAAAUCUAGCAAAAAGGGAGCUGACGAGACUCGAUGGAAGCCGUUUAUCGUGAGGCCGAUCGCUUCGCCGCUGAUGAAGCCUCUGUUAGUGUUUGUGAACCCAAAGAGUGGAGGAAACCAGGGAACCAAAAUAAUCCAGUCGUUCAUGUGGUAUCUGAAUCCCCGGCAAGUCUUUGACCUAAGCCAAGGCGGACCGAAAGAAGGUUUAGAGUUGUACCGAAAGGUUCACAAUCUGCGAAUUUUGGCCUGUGGAGGAGACGGAACGGUUGGCUGGAUCUUGUCCACUUUGGAUCAGUUGCAGCUGAACCCACAGCCUGCAGUAGCUGUUCUUCCUCUGGGGACCGGAAAUGACCUCGCCAGGACCCUAAACUGGGGAGGGGGAUACACAGAUGAACCGAUGUGUAAGAUCCUUUCUCACGUGGAGGAUGGAAACGUUGUGCAGCUCGAUCGCUGGAACUUGAUCGUGGAGCCAAACUUGGAGGCAGGGCCAGAAGAGAAAGAUGACCAAGUGACCGACAAGCUUCCUCUGGACAUUUUCAAUAACUAUUUCAGCCUGGGUUUUGAUGCUCACGUAACUCUGGGGUUCCACGAGUCUCGAGAGGCGAAUCCAGAGAAAUUCAACAGCCGCUUCAGGAACAAGAUGUUCUACGCAGGGACGGCCUUCUCAGAUUUCCUCAUGGGUAGCUCUAAAGAUUUGGCAAAGCACAUCAAAGUGGUGUGUGAUGGUGUAGAUUUGACCUCCAAGGUCCAGGAGCUGAAGCUGCAGUGUCUGGUCUUCCUAAAUAUUCCCAGAUACUGUGCCGGCACGAUGCCGUGGGGGAACACGAGCGAUCACCAGGACUUUGAGCCUCAGCGCCAUGAUGAUGGCUACAUCGAGGUUAUCGGCUUCACUAUGACAUCACUGGCAACGCUGCAGGUCGGAGGGCACGGUGAGAGGUUGAAUCAGUGUCGCGAGGUCACACUCACCACCUACAAGUCCAUCCCCAUGCAGGUGGACGGAGAGCCGUGCAAACUGGCACCUUCCACCAUUCACAUCUCCCUGAGAAACCAGGCUAACAUGGUGCAGAAAACCAAGAGGAGGACGUCAAUCCCACUUCUCAAUGAUCAGCAGCAGAUCCUUGAAAGGUUACGAAUAAGAGUCAAUCGCAUUAGCAUGCACGACUACGAGGCUCUUUAUUACCACAAGGAGAAACUAAAAGAAGCCUCGAUCCCGUUGGGGCUCAUUGUUGUUCCGGUAGACAGUGACCUGGAAACCUGCCGAGCAAAAAUUGAGAGGCUGCAAGAGACAGGCGAUGAGACCAAGUCAAAAGUGCUGUCAUGUCAGAGAUUGUCACCCAAGUGGUGCUUCCUAGACUCAACCACAGCAGAUCGGUUCUACAGGAUUGAUCGAGCCCAGGAACAUCUGCACUACGUGACAGAGAUCUCUCAGGAAGAGCUGUUUGUUUUGGACCCAGAGCUGGUAGUUACACAGUGCGCCAGCACAUCACCGAGCGUGCCAGAUUUGGUGAACACGUCGGCAGAUACCUCAGCCGCCCCUCACACGUUUGCCUUCCCGUCGUCGUCCUCUUCUCCUCACUCCUCUCCAUCACUCAGGUUAAAGCAGAAUGCUUCGAGUGGCAGCAGCCCAGUAUCAGCAGAUGUUCUAAUCGAGUGUGUAAAGAACAAGGACCCUCAAAAGCUGAUGGAGCUCCAUAAGCAGGGGGCAGACCUGAGCGUACAGGAUUCAGCCGGUCGCACACUGCUUCAUCAUGCGGUGGCUGUGGCCAGCAAAGAAAUGGUCAAAUUUAUUAUUGAUAACGCACAGACUGAUAUACUGGAUAUGACCGAGAGUGAAAAUGGAGAGACGGUGUUGCACCAGGCGGCUUCGCUGUGUCAAAGGACAAUCUGCCACUAUUUGGUGGAGGCAGGAGCUUCUCUUAUGAAGACAGACCUACAGGGCGACACACCAAAGCACCGUGCAGAAAAGGCCAAGGACAGUGAGCUGGCAGCGUAUCUGGAGAGCCGUCAGCACUACCAGAUGAUCCAGCGUGAGGACCAGGAGACUGCAGUCUGACCUCUAACCUCAAACUUUUUCAUUUUACCCUUUCGAAGUCGAGAUGCCUCUUCUCUUCAUGUGCCAAAACCAAACAUUAAAUCCUGAUAAAAAAAAACAAAAAAACAGAUGAAGGCAUUAUUGAGGGGUCCGGUUCUUUUUGUAGGGUGCGUUCCUACCACCUCAUCACCUUUAGACCUCAGACGUAUGACUCGACUAAAUUUAAUCUCUCGUUUUUUGGUUUUUUUUUGCGUGUGAAUGUAUGAUGAGGAGCGCGGGCUUAAUAAUAGUCUAAAUAAAAAGGGUUACAUUGUUUCACAGAAUCUUGAUGACAUUUCAAA
Messenger RNA from Trichomycterus rosablanca, 3904 nucleotides. It is a transcript of the gene dgkza, whose product is annotated as diacylglycerol kinase, zeta a. Gene Ontology annotation, biological process: lipid phosphorylation; intracellular signal transduction; regulation of synaptic transmission, glutamatergic. The record is from RefSeq and is a predicted model, not a curated record. Gene Ontology annotation, cellular component: nucleus. Gene Ontology annotation, molecular function: protein binding; ATP-dependent diacylglycerol kinase activity. Lineage: Eukaryota; Metazoa; Chordata; Actinopteri; Siluriformes; Trichomycteridae. The transcript has 32 exons. Bases 138 to 3584 code for a protein of 1148 amino acids.